This is a messenger RNA of Xylona heveae TC161, 1068 nucleotides long. RefSeq names its product guanine nucleotide binding protein, alpha subunit. The record is from RefSeq and is a predicted model, not a curated record. Lineage: Eukaryota; Fungi; Ascomycota; Xylonomycetes; Xylonales; Xylonaceae. The transcript has 5 exons. Gene Ontology annotation, molecular function: GTP binding; G protein-coupled receptor binding; GTPase activity. Gene Ontology annotation, biological process: G protein-coupled receptor signaling pathway. Gene Ontology annotation, cellular component: heterotrimeric G-protein complex. The coding region runs from base 1 to 1068 and encodes 355 amino acids.
AUGUGUUUGACAUCUCGCAAAGAGAAAAUGGACGAGAAAAAGGCUCGCUCUCAAGAAAUAGAUCGUAUGAUCCGACAGGAUCAGAAAAGGAAUCAGACUCGAAUCAAGCUCCUGCUUUUGGGUGCCGGCGAGAGCGGCAAAUCUACCGUCCUCAAGCAAAUGAAGCUCAUAAAUGCUGACGGCUUCUCAAAAUCCGAGCGUAAGGAUUUCUGGAGACCCGUCAUCUUCACAAAUCUGGUCUCCGCAUUCAAGGUUGUCUUGGAAAAUAUGGACGAGUAUGGUUUAAAAUUGGAGAAUGAAGAGAGUAUAAGAUGUGCCGGCAUGAUUUUGGCAGACCCAGAGGUCCACGCCGAGCAGAAGUAUCCCCGAGAAUAUUUAGAUGUUUGCCUCACUCUGUGGGACGACCCCAACUUCAAAAGCGGCAUCCAGAAGGGUCACGAGUAUGCCCUUCAUGAUAACAUUAAUUAUUUCUUCAGCAACAUUCAGCGUCUAUUUGCCGAUGAUUACCUCCCGAACGAUCAAGACAUCCUUCGCUCCCGUCUUCGAACCACUGGUAUCACAGAGACCACCUUUGACCUUGGCAGCGUGACCUAUCACAUGUACGACGUUGGUGGACAACGCUCCGAACGCAAAAAGUGGAUCCAUUGCUUCGAAGGCGUUAAUUGCCUCCUCUUCCUCGCUGCCGUGUCCGGCUACGACCAGUGUCUUAUCGAAGACAGACGCAGCAAUCAAAUGUACGAGGCGCUUAUGCUCUUCGACUCCAUUGUGAAUUCGCCUUGGUUCAAGCAAUCUGCCAUGAUUCUUUUCCUCAACAAAGUUGACCUCUUCAAAGCGAAGCUGGCUACUAGUUCAAUUCGUCGUUACUUUCCAGACUUCCAGGCGGAUGACGAGGAUUAUGAAGCGGCAAAGAAGUUCUUCGCUAACAAGUUCAUCCACUUGAAUCGAUCGCCGACUCGCGAGAUUUACGUUCACUUCACGAAUGCAACUGACACCAAUCUCCUAAAGAUCACGAUGACCUCUGUUCAAGAUAUGAUUUUGCAGCGCAAUAUCUCCAACCUUCUUCUUUGA